ACAGGAAGCGUGGUUCAGUCGUUCACUUCGUAACAGUGUUGCGAUCAUGUUGCUCUGUAUUUAGUUGUGUUUUAGGCUGUAGAAGUGGUGUUUUGGUGUGUAGUGUCAUGUCUGUGACUGGUGUGCUGUGCUGCAGUGACAGUUUCAUGCUGAAGUGAAGUGUUUGAUCUAGUCCUUAAUUUUUAGUCGUAAUUUUGGAAAAGAAAAGUGAUUUUUUGACGGUUGUGUGUGUGUUUGUGGGCACACAAUGGCCGAUCAUGAGGACAUUCCUUUCUCCGCUGCCACUUAUGAUUCAAUCACACCGACCCUCACGAACAUUCGAAACCUCGAUCCCAACCAACAUGUACUCGCUAACCAAUCUCGCAUAGUGUCACCUUACACCUAUAACCUUACAGCUCCAAUCAAGCCUCCCAACGACAAUAACAAUCGGCAAGUUGUCGUGGACCCCAUCAACUACCAGCAGUUUCAAGACUGUAAGCCGCAUGACAACAACAAUGUGUUGAAUGCUAAUCGCAAGCAUCGCUUGGUUGCCGUUUAUGUAGAGGAUGAAUGCAACCUGGUCAAUCCUGACUAUUGUCAACUUCGCCCACAAAACAACGGAAAUGUCGUUUACAGUGACAAUCCUUCCGUUCAACCUCCUCCUGAUCAGUAUGGCCCUGAGGAUUUUGGCCAACACUCACCGAGAUACACUUCACCCAAAGCCAGUAAUUUGUACACAGCUGAACAGUAUUACCUUGAUGGAGUGGGAGGAGGAACUGCAGCCGACCCCUGGGCGGGUGCCGGUCCUGCGGCUGCGUACCCUGCAGCGACGGCCAGUGGCUACGGCCUCGCUCCAGGGCCCCCUGUGCCCCCCGGACCACCUGGGCCCCCUGCGCCCCCAGCCCCACCCAUACACCUACCACAUGACAAUCUCGGAUACGGAGAGAUGUCACCAGGCAGCACAGCAGGGGGUGGAGCCACCCUGCCUCCGAUGUCCAGCUUCAGGGGCAGCAGCCAGGCAUCCGCCGCUUCGCCGGCCAACAUCCUCUAUCCGGCCCAGAGUCCCGUCGUACAGACCUCAGGAGACACUCUUGGCAAAGCUCUCGCAUCGAUUUAUCCGACUGACCAAAGCUUGAGCAGCUACAGCUCAAAUCCUUCGACACCAGUCAGCUCUCCUCCCCCCUUGAAUGCGGGGGCCACAUGGACGCAUCCCCCCGCACACCCGGCUUCACCCCACUUCCCUCCCGAUCAUCGCAAUCUUCACAUGGCGGGGACAAACAGAGACCACCAGCAGAGCUUAGAUGACGCUAUCGGCUUUCUCAGAGAGCAUGCUGAGGGUACGAGAAUGGAGGAGCGACUAGACGAUGCCAUAAAUGUAUUGCGAAACCAUGCCGAAAGUCAGCUGGGUCUUCACGCUGCCAUAGCUUCUGUAGCACAUUCCUCGCCAUCCCUCUACCACCAUUCAGCGCCGCACCUAACAAGCCCUCACGGAGCGUAUCAAACUUUGGUUCCUCUCACAGAAUCAUCCGAUCCUCAAGGUCCUAUCAAAAUGGAAAGGAUCCCGGUUUCAAAAAAACGUAAAGAGCCUCCAGAGACAUGCGAUACGAAGCCAUCUAGCAGUGAGUUGAUCAACAAUGCCGUCAACUCGACGUCUCCCUCGGCCGUUUGUUCUGCUAAAAGUUCAAAACGGGCUCGUCGUUACAGUUGUUCGAGUGCUGAUGAUGACGAUGGUGACGAUCCAUCAACAAAGGCUCACAGGGAAAAAGAGCGGAGACAGGCAAACAAUGUUCGUGAAAGGAUCCGGAUACGGGACAUAAACGAGGCUCUCAAAGAGCUUGGGCGUAUGUGUAUGUCCCACCUGAAAACAGACAAGCCUCAAACAAAACUAGGGAUAUUGAACAUGGCUGUGGAAGUUAUAAUGUCUUUAGAACAACAAGUUAGAGAACGUAAUUUAAAUCCGAAGGCGGCGUGUCUGAAAAGGAGGGAAGAGGAGAAGGCAGAGGACAGUGCUGGUCCAAAACUCGGUCAUCUUGCUGUCUCACAGCAACUCGCUAACCCUCUUUUCCCUGUCACUACUCUACCUCCUGGAACGCAAGGUACACUGCCGCCCAAUACACAGCCAUAGCAUCAAAACAUGGUUUCAGUUCCAAGAACUUCAUCCGGUGUCCCCAUUGAGAAAUUAUAGAAGAUAGUAGGUGAUGACUGAACGAAGACAACUACCAAAUCAAUCUAUUAGCAAUGUCUAUUGUGAUCAAACGUUUUCGGAGUCAAGUCUUCUCAUGACAAGAAAACAACUUCUAUUUUCUACUUCUUGUUUGAAGUAACUUUUACAACUACAGUAGAGUCUCGACUGUGGUCGGAUAAUCGAGAAUCUACUGUUCCCACACUGUACAUCAACUUGUAAGAUAUCUGCAUCAAUAUUUAUAACUACUUAUUUCUAAUGCUGCAGCCAAAAUGCUAUAGUAUUUCGAUUAUCAGACAGUAGAGUUUCGAUUAUCCGGUCCUCGAUUUCCGAGUUAUCAGUCAGAUAACCUCCAGGGCCGUUCAGUCAGAUAGUCGAGACUCUACUCGGUUGAUUUCCAAAAAUGGUAUUAUUUUUAUCAUGUUAAUUAUUCAUUAUUAUCAUCUUCAUAAAAUGUUUUUGAUGAAACAGAAAAUAACUUCCAGUCUGACGUUAUGAUGAAUUUAUUUGUAUUGAAUGAUUCAAAGUAUUAUUAAUAUUUUCAAGAAUAGUUGCAAUACCCUAGAUGCCAUCACAUUCACCAAAAAAUGUCAUUUAUUCCAUCUCGAUUGUUUUCUUUAUGAGUUUUUACGAGUUACGUA
Messenger RNA from Nilaparvata lugens (brown planthopper), 2802 nucleotides. RefSeq names its product transcription factor 12 (gene da). The record is from RefSeq and is a predicted model, not a curated record. The coding region runs from base 248 to 2104 and encodes 618 amino acids. The transcript is spliced from 13 exons. NCBI's taxonomy places the organism in Eukaryota, Metazoa, Arthropoda, Insecta, Hemiptera, Delphacidae. Gene Ontology annotation, biological process: regulation of transcription by RNA polymerase II. Gene Ontology annotation, cellular component: transcription regulator complex. Gene Ontology annotation, molecular function: RNA polymerase II cis-regulatory region sequence-specific DNA binding; DNA-binding transcription factor activity, RNA polymerase II-specific; protein dimerization activity.